Colossoma macropomum (tambaqui) is the source of this 1696-nucleotide messenger RNA. It is a transcript of the gene tbc1d20, whose product is annotated as TBC1 domain family, member 20. The record is from RefSeq and is a predicted model, not a curated record. Bases 407 to 1618 code for a protein of 403 amino acids. The transcript is spliced from 8 exons. Gene Ontology annotation, cellular component: endoplasmic reticulum membrane. Gene Ontology annotation, biological process: positive regulation of GTPase activity; endoplasmic reticulum to Golgi vesicle-mediated transport. Lineage: Eukaryota; Metazoa; Chordata; Actinopteri; Characiformes; Serrasalmidae. Gene Ontology annotation, molecular function: GTPase activator activity.
UCUUCUGUGGAAAAAAAAAAAGAGUCUGACUCUCAGCCCAGAGAAGAUGCUGCUGCUGACAAGACAUCGCUGUUUUUAUCAUGUUCGCACAAGAACGGCCACUAUGUAGUGGAAUUGUUUUCUCUGUAACUCCGGGACGCCUCGGUUUAGCCGUUUGACAUGUUUAAGAAACAGCGGAGUCAGUAAAAGAGGAAAGGAGCGCCAGCGGAGCUCCGGGAUGUGGCCUUUCUGAAAGCUGCAGCUAGCUGUUAUGCUAGCAUGACGAACGGCGUACGGGCUCGUAUGAACAUAAACAAAUCAAUGGUGGAGGAAAGACGAAGGACACAUCUGCGCUUUUCUCCUCUUUUUAUGAGCUGAAGCAAAAAAGAGACAGUUCGCCACGCGUUUUGCCAGCUAUGUCAACAUUAUGAACCUGAAAAAAUCCCGAAGUGUUGGAGCGUCCUCUCCUUUGAAUGGCCUCGGAAAACAAGAUGCUGAGUCGAGGAAGAAGAGGAAGAUGGCAGAGAUCUCACAGGCUCUCAGUAUGACUCCUGUUGAUGUGGCUGCACUGAGAAGGAUGGCCAUCAGCGAAGGAGGACUGCUGACUGACGAAAUCCGAUGCAAAGUCUGGCCCAGGCUUCUAAAUGUGCCCGUAGACAGCAUACCUGAAAAACUUGAUGAGGUGGAGAGAGAGAAUAAUAAAGACUACAACCAAGUGCUCUUGGAUGUGCAGAGGUCCCUGAGACGCUUUCCUCCAGGGAUGCCUGAUGAGCAGAGGGAAGGUCUGCAGGAGGAGCUGAUUGACAUCAUUCUGCGGGUGCUGCAGAAAAACCCCCAGCUGCACUAUUACCAGGGCUAUCACGACAUCGUGGUCACUUUUCUGCUGGUCCUGGGCGAGCGCCUUGCCACUGCCCUGGUGGAGAAGCUCUCCACACAUCAUCUCAGGGACUUUAUGGACCCCACCAUGGACAACACAAAACACAUACUGAACUACCUUAUGCCAAUUAUAGAGCGAGUCAACCCAGAGGUGUAUGACUUCAUGCAACAAGCGGAGGUGGGCACCAUCUUCGCCCUAAGCUGGCUCAUCACCUGGUUUGGACACGUGUUAUCAGAUUUUCGGCAUGUGGUGCGGUUGUACGAUUUCUUCCUGGCCUGCCAUCCUUUGAUGCCAAUUUAUUUUGCUGCUGUGAUCGUGCUCUAUCGGGAGGAGGAGGUGUUGGACUGUGAGUGUGAUAUGGCGAUGCUGCACCACCUGCUGUCUCAGAUCCCUCAGGACCUGCCCUAUGAAACGCUCAUCAGCCGCGCUGGAGACCUCUUCGUCCAGUUCCCACCAUCCGAGCUGGCCAAGGAAGCAGCUCAGCAACGCAGUGAGCAAACCGCCGCCUCUACCUUCAAAGACUUUGAGUUGGCCUCAGCCCAGCAGCGGCCUGACGCGGUGCUCCGGCGGAGGAGGAAAGAGCAGCAGCAGCAGGCUCCAGUCGAGGCUCAGAGGGGCACCAUGGCUGUGGUCCAGCCCACCGCCCGCCGCUUCGUCAGACUGGCCGUCAUGGGCCUAACCGUGGCCUUGGGAGCCGCCGCCUUAGCUGUAGUGAACUCUGCUCUGGAGUGGGCCCCUAAACUCGACCUCCUUUUCCCUUGAGCGAAGGAGUCGGCUGAAUGACCCCUCUCCCUGAGGACUUUAGGAGGGGCUGUUUGCAAAACAUUUUUGUGUCUUUUC